Molecule: messenger RNA, 2007 nt
Organism: Verticillium dahliae VdLs.17
Lineage: Eukaryota; Fungi; Ascomycota; Sordariomycetes; Glomerellales; Plectosphaerellaceae
Product: alpha-L-rhamnosidase A
Exons: 2
Coding region: 1-2007 (668 amino acids)
Biological process (GO): carbohydrate metabolic process
Source: RefSeq, a predicted model, not a curated record
AUGGCUACGAUCCGGCGCCUCGCCGCCUUCAUUCUCCUUCUCGUGUCGUCAGUCGAUGUGCGAGCCAAGAACAUUGACUACGCCGCUCUCCCCGACGAGACGCUCUUCCCCGGGCCGUGGGAACGUUAUAUCAAGGCCCCGGCAGAUAAGACGCGCAUCACGCCGGCUCGCAUAUUGACCACCUUUGGCGAUGUCACGACGAGCUCCGCCACGCCACGGGCCGUCACACCAGGCGACCAUGUUCCUGGACAGGGCAUAUUGAUCGGGCCCGAGGGACUGCUGACUCUGGAGUUUGACGAGAACACUGGCGGCCGGGUUUGCUUCGACGUCGAAUCUGUGGGCGACGAUCCAGAGCUUUACCUCUCCUACUCUGAAUCUCCUCUGCUCUCAGGGAAGCUGCCCGACGCGACGACGGACCGUUCGCAUGGAGACCUGCCCCUGCAGAUCGAGUUUGGAACCCAGACUGGAGUGGUCUGCGUCGGAAAGGACUUUGUGCGAGGCGGCUUCAAAUACCUGACCAUUCGGAUGCCGGUGUACCCCGUACUCGGUAGCGGUCCGGCCCCCUUUUCGCAUCGUGACGUUUUGCCCGGGCAACACGUCCUGAGCCCCGGAGUCGAACGGAGGAAAUCAGACAGAGAUCCGUACGCGACGCCGUGGGUGUCCAUCAGGAACCUCUGGGUCGACUGCACUGCCUUCCCGUCGCAGGCCCAAGGCAGAGCCUACUCGGGCUACUUCUUCAGCUCAAGCAACCUGCUCAACAGGAUCUGGUACGCCGGCGCGUACACGCUGCAGCUCUCGACGCUCGACCCCAGCGAGGGCUCGUCCAUGAUCGACUACAACCGUCUCGUAGACAACAACAAGUCGCCCGCCGGCUCCUGGUACUCCAACUUUACCAUCGCCAACGGCACCACCGUCAUCGCUGAUGGUGCCAAACGAAACCGCAUCGUCUCGCCGAUCGAUUUGCUCCUUGCCACGCCCGGCAUCGCCGUCUCGACACAUGACAUGCUCGCCGUGCGCAACGCCCUCGAUGCGCUCUUCGCGCACCAGUACGCCGACGGCUCGCUCCCACGGGCCGGCCCUCCCUUUGGCUUCAACGGCGAGUUUCUCGACACGCACCACCUCCAGGCCCUCCUCAGCGUCCACGCCUACGUCAAGUUCUCGGGCGACAUGACCUGGCUCACGCGCCGCUGGCCAGCGUACCUGCGCGCCGUCAACGUCAGCGUGGCCAAGAUCGACAGCAACACGAACCUCCUCCCCGGGCAACAAGGCCACAGCCUCGAAGCAAGCGCCCUGCUCUCCGUCGUCCUCGACAGGACCAUGACCCUCGCACGCUGGCUCGGCGACAACAACGACGGCACCACGCACCGUCCCGACGACUACCUCUGGGCCGCCGCCCGCGCCGCCCUCCACAAGGGCAUCCAGUCGCUCUACUGCCCGACGACCCAUCUCCACGCAGCGAACCUCGUCGAGUCCCGCCGCUGCCCCGACCCCGACCACCUCGCCCCGCAAGCCGGCAACGCCUGGGCCCUUAUCGCCGGCGCCGCCGCCCAUCCAUCCUCUUCCUCCUCCUCCUCCUCCUCCGUCUCCCGCGCCCUCAGCGCGCGCUGGCUCCCCGCCGGCGCGCCAGCCCCCGAAACCCCCGGCCUCCUCUCGCCGCUCGCCUCCUCCCUCGAGCUAGCCGCCCACGCCGCCGCGCGCCGUCCCGCCGCCGCCGUCGCCCUCCUCCUGCGCCACUGGGCCCACCUCCUCGACGCGCCGGGGUUCACAAACAGCACCCUCGCCGCGGGCGUCGCCGUCGACGGCCGGGGGCCGCGCGCGGCCGCCCGACGACGCGCGCAUGUCGCACUGUGCCGCCGGCGCCGCGGGCCCCACGGGGUUCCUGACGGAGCACGUGCUGGGCGCUGUCGUGGCGGCGCCGGGCGGCGGGGCGUGGACCGUGCGGCCGCGGCUCACGCCGUGGCUGGGCUGGGUCCGUGGCGGGUUCGCGACGGCGAGGGGCCUGUUUGA